Molecule: messenger RNA, 3889 nt
Organism: Hemibagrus wyckioides
Lineage: Eukaryota; Metazoa; Chordata; Actinopteri; Siluriformes; Bagridae
Gene: zbtb2b
Product: zinc finger and BTB domain containing 2b
Exons: 3
Coding region: 213-1805 (530 amino acids)
Biological process (GO): regulation of transcription by RNA polymerase II
Cellular component (GO): nucleus
Molecular function (GO): DNA-binding transcription factor activity, RNA polymerase II-specific; protein binding; RNA polymerase II cis-regulatory region sequence-specific DNA binding
Source: RefSeq, a predicted model, not a curated record
CCUGUGCGCCGUUUUUAAGGUCCUUUAGUCAGUCAUGUGAUUGUAACGUAACCCGACCGGAAAACACCGACAACCAUCGCCGCCAAUGCUGCGUCUGAGAGGAACAGAGCAGCUGCGCCGCGACCAACGGACCGAGAGUCCCCGGUAACACACACACAACAACAACGUCGCCCGACUCCACGCGCUCGCUCUCACGGAGGCAAGGUGGAAGUAUGGAGCUGGCCAACCAUGGUCUUAUCCUCCUGCAGCAGCUCAACGCGCAGAGGGAGUUCGGCUUCCUGUGUGACUGCACAGUCGCCAUCGGCGACGUCUUCUUCAAAGCACACAAGGCCGUGCUGGCCGCCUUCUCCAACUACUUCAGAAUGUUAUUUAUUCACCAGGACAGUGACUGCGUCCGUUUAAAGCCUGCAGACAUCCAGCCCGAUAUCUUCAGCUACCUCCUCAACCUGAUGUACACUGGUAAACUGGCCCCGCAGCUGAUCGACCCGGCCCGGCUAGAGCAGGGCGUGAAGUUCCUGCACGCUUACCCCCUCAUCCAGGAGGCUAGCCUCAACAGCCAGUCCGCUUUCUCUCAUCCCGAGGCCAGCAUCCGACUCAACACCUCUCUCUACGGCAUCCAGAUAUCAGGCCAACAGGGGGCGCAGUCCAGCCGUCUGUCCACCAGGAGGCAGUCCUCGCCCGUUGACUCGGACAGCGCGGGAACACUCAACGGGAAAGGUUCUAGCGCAAACGCGUCGCUCGGAUCCAGACUGCAGCCGGACAUGGAGGUGGAGGCAUCGGCGAUGAGCAGCAGUCAGUUUGGGAGAGAAGGCUCUGAGGCAGACGCCUCGUCCGGCGAAAGCGUGUCCACCUUGACAAGUGGGAACCCCAACACCAUCCUCCAUGUGAAGCCCAGCAUCAUGAAGCGAACCUCCUCGUUCCGGAAGCACUACACCUGCAACAUCUGCGGCAGUCGCUUCAACCAGCGAGCGGCUCUGAGGGAGCACCUGCUCUGGCAUGCACAGGCUAUGGCGCCUCUAAUGAUGGAGGCCGGAGGCGCGACUUCCCCUGUACUUCCCGGAGGAGCUGCAACGCCCGAGGUGGAGGAAGUUCUUACCGGCGUCGGAGCAUCUGCAGCCACUCCCAUCAUGGUGGACGUGGACGUGGAACAGCCUCUGCCUGGACCGAAAGUCUCCCCGCGCGCCGAGAUGGCCAUCUCGAUUCCUUCGGCCGCGGCGACGUCGUGUGGGUCUCAGCCUCAAGCCGACACGCCUCCUCCGUCCGACAUCGCUGACAUCGACAAUCUCGAAGGCGCAGCCGACAUUGAACGCGAGGUGAAGAGACGGAAGUACGAGUGCCCCACCUGCGGGCGCAAGUUCAUCCAGAAGAGCCACUGGCGCGAACACAUGUACAUCCACACGGGAAAACCGUACCGCUGCAGCGCCUGUGGGAAGAGCUUCUGCCGAGCCAAUCAGGCUGCGCGACACGUCUGCAUGAGCCAAGGGGCGGAGUCAGCAUACACCAUGGUAGACCGGCAGAGCAUGGAGCUGUGCGCUGCGGACGACUCCAGCCAGAUAGAGGCCUUGUUCCUGGGCUCCUCAGGAAGACCAUACAAGUGUAACGUAUGCGAAAUGACCUUCACCAACCCCAACGAGGUCAUCAAGCACAUGUGCUUUAACCAGGGCGCAGCCUCGGAUGGAAGCGCAUCAGGAACGGCGGGAAGCGGUGCGAACACUGACAAAUCGGCCAAAGACGAGGGUUCUGAUGUGUCUAGCGGUGGAUCUUUAGUGACGGCCAUUAAAACAGAGGAGGUCCUGGUAGAUUAAUAAAACAUCCCAGACGUAUGAGUGGGUUUCUUAUUGAUGUUUUUCUUUUUUCUUUUUUUUUAUAAGCAUCACAGUUUGUUUGCAGAGUUUAUUCAGACGUACAGCUAUCUGUCUAGAUCAGGAAAUGACUCGUGCAUGUUGUAGGAAACCUUUUAUUUCCACAGAAGCAAGAAGAUUUUAUUACACCGUGAAGCUUUUUCACCCCCCCCCUCGCUCGGUGGGUAAUUCAGGUCAUUCACAUGUUGCACGUUGUGGUUUAAGCCUUUCCCCUUUGUAACCGUCAACAGGAAGAGGAAGCAGUGAAUCGCAAUAACCCCACCUAUGGUGCGAACAUUCGCCUCACCGUUUUCUCCUCACUGACUCUCAUAUCCUGGUGUGUUCUGAAAACACCACAAAAAAAACAUUUCAUGACAUUUAAAGCAAUAACCAGCAUGUAACCAUCACUAUAUUCCACUUUAUUAUUAUUAUUAUUAUUAUUAUUAUUAUUAUUAUUAUUAUUAUUAUUAUUAUUUCCAUCAGCCAAAGAGUGUUACAGAAGUUUAUUUUCUCUUUCCUGAUUAACCCAUUAAUCCAGAUUUUCGUUUUUUUUUUUAAUUUAAAAUUUUUUUUUUUUUUAAGUUUUUGUAUUUGUUUUUAUUUUUCCUCCCCCUUACUCGCACCUCAGCUUGUAUAAAUCUGUGUAAAAAGUGACUUGUUUCAGUUAUAUAAAGCUCAAAAUCCAAUCGAAAUCCAUUGGUUACAAUCCUGAGCUCAUGUGACAAGCUUAUUUGAAUUAAAAUUUUUUUUUUUUUUUAAUUAGAAACAAUAAUUUGUGCCAACACAAUUUGACAAUUUAUUAUUAUUUUCUUUUUUUUAUCGAUCUGGAACCUAUUUUGGUGAAAUGUUUACAAAUGUGCCAUUUAAAAAAAAAAAUACUAUUGCUAUUAUUAUUUUCUUUUUUAAUUUCUUAAUUUUUUUAUUUAUCUCGAGCUGUUACACAAAGACAGUCUGGGUGAACCUACUCGUGUCUCAAUAUCUUAGUUUGAAGGGAGAUUUUACUGUUUGUUUGUUUGUGAGGGAAAAAAAUGUUUUUAAAAGCCCUUAUUUUCCAGGUUUUUUUUUUUUUUUAAAUUUUAUACACAGUACUAUAUUUACAAAGAAUAUUUUAUAUUACAAAUGUUGUAUAUUGCAUAAAGUGCAUUGAGCGUAGAAUAUAAUCAGAUUUUUAGUGUAGCACGAGCGUAUGUACAUUUGUUUGUCUCGGCGUAUCUGGUCUUAUUAAUAUUUUAAUUAGUUUUUUUUUUGUUUUUUUUUCUUUUCAUUAUCUGCUGUUGCUUAUUGUUCGCUCCUUGUUCAGCCGUCCAAGCACUGAAAUUUAGGGACCUGACUACUUUUGAGGAAAUUUAUGUAGAGCAUCGGACAUUCGUUAUAAUAAUAAUAAUGUUGUUGUUUUAUAUUUGAGUCAAAUAUAGCGAAAAAGACAUGAGCAGCUUGACAAAUAAGGAAGUUAUUAUUAUUGUUAUAAUUUUUUUUAUUAUUAUUAUUAUUUUAUAGAUUUCUUCAGGAACAAGAAAAUGGGACCUUUUGUUGUUGUUUUUUUUAUUUUAUUUUUAUUUUUUUUAGUAUUAUUUCCUCUAGUGAAAUUUUUUACUUUUAAUUUUUUUGGUGAAUUUUUUUUUUUUUUUCCCCGAGGUCAUUUUGUGAAUUAAAUUACUACUGAUUGAUUGAAGACUGGGAUUUGAUAACUCUUGACUCCUAACGUUGCUUUAUUGUCCACUCCUGGUGGUCACGCAUGUACAGAAAUGGUGAAUUGAUAUGCCAUGCUUUUUGUUUUUGUUGUUGUUGUUGUUGUUGUUUUUUAUACUGUUACGUAUCUCAUCAUAUGCAACUUGCUAAUGUAUUUUGUUCGGAGUUUAUUUUCGAGGCAGUUAGAGGGAGGAGGUGAAGGAUCUCCUCCUCCGAAAUGCACAAACUCCAAAGCGAAGGCAAACAAUAACAGUAUACUGUGAUCUGCAGCACCUCAGGAAUUGAACAACUGCCUCAGAAUAAAUGUGAUCUGUCAUUGUCGAUAAUGAACAAUAAAAACCUUUUUCUUUUUGGUUAAA